UGCAUGGUCGCACAUCGAAAUUAGUUGCCGAACUGCUUGCCAAAUAUUUCACAUCUCAUCAGAAGUGCGCGUACAAUCGAAGGCGAAAAAAUAUGACUCUGUUCGACUUUCAUUGUUCCUUACUUCGUGUUUUUGUUGCGUGACGCGUUAAUCGAAAUUAAUAAACUGUCACCAUGCUUGUGAUUAGCAACAGGACGAUGCUGCUUUUUGCACUCUCGGUUGUCACAACAUGGAUUACUAUGAUGUUCAGGGCAAUUUCGGACCACCGAAACGAAGGCUGGGCGAUUGAGGUUCAAAUGCCGGAUAACACUCGGUAUUACGGAUUGGCGAAGUCGACGACGCCAACCCGAUUUCCUCGAAUUUCAAAAUGGUUCAAGCAUGUGAACACUUACUAUCACAGUAAAACCAAGGACGUCACUUCCUUCCUGAUAAAUGCAACUUCUGAGCUGAAAUCCAGAGUGGAGCCGCCAAUGUGCAAAGUAUUAAGCAACGAAUAUUGCCGCAAGUACUCCUCGAAACACACCAUGUGCCGGUUUCCAGAACCAGGAGCAGUACCAGCUUUCCUAGGUGAAAGGGGACAGUGUAAAGCUAGGUUAUACGCUGGGAUGGAUCCGGGUUUGACCAAACUCAUUGUUCACUGGCACAAUGUCAUGAGAAACAUGGUGGCAUCUGGGGCAGAAUCACGAGGAAACCCAGGUCCACAACCACCAGCAGCAGAUAUGAUGCGAUUGGAAUGGAAUAACGAAUUAGCGUUAAUUGCGCAACGGUGGGCUGAAAAUUGCUACAACUCAUCAGAACCGCAUGAUCGAGACAGACGUCUUCUUUCUCAUGACUGGUCAAAAGUGAGCCAAAAUGUGUUUUGGAGCUUCAACGAAUCACUGGACGCAUUCGGAGAUGACUCCAAACUUUGGCAAAGAGUCAUUCAGGUCUGGAUGGACGAAGUUGAAGACUUCAGUAACAUUCAAGUCGGAAACUUCCAACGCAAUCCAGGAACAGGACAUUAUACGACUGUCGUGUGGAGCCAAACCACCGCAGUUGGUUGUGGUCAAGGCAUUUUCAUAUGUACUAAUCCCAGAACUAACAAAUACGGCUACUGCUUCAAAUUCGUGUGCAAUUACGGACCCGGGAGUGUAGAACAAGAUGUUGUCGUUCUUGAUGAUGCGAACUUUGACUUCCGCACAAAAGAAAUGGAUACAGUUCUCGUCAUGUUCUAUGCGCCAUGGUGCGGUCACUGCAAGAGCUUGAAACCUGAGUAUGAGAAGGCUGCUGAAACUUUGAAAGCUGAUGAGCCAGCUAUUCAUUUAGCGAAGGUCGACUGUACGGAAGCAGGGAAGGACACUUGUUCACGCUUCGGAGUAAGUGGCUAUCCAACUCUCAAGAUUUUCCGCGGGGGAGAAUUUUCACAGGAAUACAAUGGACCUAGAGAGCACAUGGGCAUCGUGAAAUAUAUGCGUGCUCAAGUCGGCCCCGCCGCCAAGCCCAUUGAAUCAAUUGAAGCGCUGACAAAGUAUUUGAACAAUGACGAUGGCUGCAUUAUCGGCUAUUUCGAUUCUGAUUCUUCGCUCAAGUCAGCGUUCGAAAAGACAGCAGAUAAGCUUCGAGAAACAUUUCGAUUUGGCCUGGUAACCAAGGAGGAUGUCAUCAAGUCGAAAGGCGUUGCCAGUGGAUCCAUCGUUCUUCAUCGUCCAAAGCGACUAGUGAACAAAUUUGAAUCAGCGGACGUCGUUUAUUCUGGUGAAGCCGACAAGUCAAAGAUUGAAUCUUGGAUUCAAGACGAGUACCAUGGAUUGGUGGGCCACCGCACGCAAGACAACUCGAACCAGUUCACGAAGCCUCUCGUCGUUGCUUACUACAGUGUUGACUAUGUAAAGAACCCUAAGGGCACCAACUAUUGGCGUAAUCGGGUAUUGUCUGUUGCUAAAGACUUCGAGUCAAUCAAUUUUGGUGUGGCUUCGACUGAUGACUUCCAACACGAGUUGAAUGAAUUCGGCAUUGAGUUUGCGAAAGGAGACAAACCCAUCAUUGCUGGCUGGAAUGAGAAGUCUGAAAAGUUCGUCAUGGAUGGUGAAUUCAGCAUCGAAAAGUUGAGGGAAUGGGCUCAUAAGCUUGUGGAUGGCGUUCUGGAGCCCUACAUGAAAUCCGAACCCGUUCCUGAGGACAACACCAAGCCCCUGAAAGUAGCCGUAGGGAAAAACUUCCAGGAAGUCGUUAUUGACAAUGGAUUGGAUACAUUGAUCGAGUUCUACGCUCCAUGGUGCGGCCAUUGCAAGAAACUCACUCCAAUUUAUGAGGAACUUGCGGAAAAGUUGAAGGACGAGAAGGUGGCAAUCGUGAAGAUGGAUGCUACUGCCAAUGAUGUCCCCGCCCCCUUUGAUGUUCACGGUUUCCCAACUAUUUAUUGGGCCCCGAAGAACGCCAAGGACAAGCCUGUCAAGUAUCAGGGAGGACGGGAACUGAGCGACUUCAUUGAAUACAUUGCUCAGCACUCGACUGACGGAUUGUCCAAAUCAAAGGACGAAUUGUAGGCCAGAAGGAAUACCGUUGUACCUGUUCUUUCACGCAUUCCUCUGAUGGACUGUCCAAAUCAACGGACAAGCUUUAGGCCAUCGGGAAUGAGGCUGUACCUGUUGAUAUGUUGCAAUUCUUUCGCGGUUGUUUUAUGAAUUAAGUUUUCUUGCGCAAGGAUGUCUUGCCGACGUGUCUUGGCAUUACUCUCAAGUUUUCAAGUUUUCUUUUCCUUGAAGGGCUUGUUUACGUUGAGAAAAUUGUUACAUUGGCUUGUGAUGCUCAUUGAUUCAUGAUUCUAAAUCGGAAAGGUUCUCGUGUGUUGAAAGAAUACUCCUGAUUUCUAUGAGUUUUGUGGAUUUCAGAACGCUAUACUGCUGGCUCCUUCCGUGCUGAUGCCGUGAAAUUUAUAUGAAAGUCCAGGAUUUCUUUUUCUCAGAGCGCAUACCCAAUUGAGAAUGUUUGAAGAUGUAGGUGAUGUUUAAUUUUUCCCCUUUCCAUUUCCAAACACCUCUUGGCUGGGACAAAACUUCGAAGAGAUUGCGACGGAGGUUCUCUUCAUAAAUCUUUUGUUUUUUGGGCGAUUAGGUUGCACGUUGGGGAUCCCAUUGUCCAAGCACAACUGUGAUCUGAUUUUUUUCAUGAAAUGCUAUCCACUUCUGAAUUUUUUUUGUUUUGUUGAACAAGAAAGGCAUCAUCGCGAACUCAAUCCUUCGGUGAUUUUUUCCAAUUACUGUAUUUCUUCAACGUGAUUGUAUCACGCAGUUCCUGAAUUUUCAUGUCGGGAUGCACAGUCUAUGAUUCAUUUUUUCCGCUGAAAUAUUAUAUGAACUGUUCGUUGAGUUUUCAGUGAUUCAUUUGAUGGUUUAUUUCAGUGUGCGCUUGAUCAAGAUUAGUUUAUCUUUACAUUUGCGGUUCAGAUGGUUAAUCGGUGAUUAUCUGGUUUAGUUUUACGCAAUGGAUGAGCAGUCCUCAAUUACAGAGCCAGUUCUCAACUUCGUGAGUCAGAAUGGCUGGGCUCUACUUUUCAUAUCUUUGGCAAUCUGGUACGUCUGGACUUUUUUGGUCAGUCCCAAGUACUAUUCCUGGUUGAGACGUCGAGAGGAUCGGGAAUGGGAAGCAAGACUUCAUCGCGAUCCCGAUGUGGUGGUCAGAAGGCAGGAAGAAAUGGAAGCCGCCCGACAGCGGCUUCAGGCGCAAUAUGACGAACGUGCUCGCGUUCAUGCUGAGCGGAUGAAAGAGAAAGAAGAAAAAAAUCGUGCUACGGCUGUUUCGGAGUGGGAGAAGCAUCAGGGAGGUCAAGGCUAUCGUUCGAAAGUGAAAGCGUCGGAAGAGCAAGAGGCAGCUGCCUUACGAGCAGCGAACGAGUUGAACAACGUUUCUGGAGUGGGAUCUAGUUCAUCUGGCCCAAGUUCUCGACCUGCUAGGCGGAUGAGGCCAGAAUUUAACCCGCUGAUGGGCCAGGGGACUAGUCGAUUCACCCCGACGCCGAGGGGGAAUGUCGGCGGUGGAUGAGGUUAAACAAACCCCUGCAUCUUCGGGAUCAUGGGUGACAGGCGAAAUUUGAAGAGGUUGCCAUGGAAAUUCACUUCGACUUACUGAUGAUCAAAGUGUUCCUUGCCUGGGCAGAUGUGGUUAAUCCGUGUAAUGAUUCUUUUUAUUGCUAAAUUUUCAUGGAAAAUAAUUUGUUCAGUCUGGUGUAGGUUGCCGUUAUGCGUGUACAAUUCUUCUGGAGAGAUACAGUACUCACUUGUAGUACAUCGAGGAGAAAAAUUAACCUGUAGGACUACGUCUUUUUCACGAAUCUUUGUAACUUGGCUACUUUGUUUACUUCCUAUCUGUUCAUCUGGCACCUUUUCGUUGUUUUUGCCUGUCCAUGGGUUCCUGAUGUGGGGGUUUUUCAACCGAUAAGCUGGAAGAAGAUUAUCGAGUCGCUGCUUUUUUAUGACGUCCUUACGCUGAAGUACGGGAAACUGUGAGGCGAAGUGACCGAUGUGCUGCGCUUGAGUUCUUCAUGAUUCUGUCAUUGAGUGCUGUUUUUUGUUAUUGUUUAACAACUGGGAUGAUUGCAUCGUGGAAAUUACCAUUAUUUUCUGUACGGUACA
This is a messenger RNA of Notodromas monacha, 4610 nucleotides long. NCBI's taxonomy places the organism in Eukaryota, Metazoa, Arthropoda, Ostracoda, Podocopida, Cyprididae. The record is from the annotation of a GenBank genome assembly.